Caenorhabditis elegans is the source of this 782-nucleotide messenger RNA. It is a transcript of the gene C26C6.9, whose product is annotated as GOLD domain-containing protein. The record is from RefSeq and is marked reviewed. The transcript is spliced from 5 exons. NCBI's taxonomy places the organism in Eukaryota, Metazoa, Nematoda, Chromadorea, Rhabditida, Rhabditidae. Bases 58 to 711 code for a protein of 217 amino acids.
AGUUACAUCUUCCCUCUCAGUGGGCUCCGAUUAUCAGUUGGUUGGUCAAGUUUCUAAAUGAAACGUUUCAUACUCUUCUGCGUUGGCUUACUUGCUUCAACGGAUGCAUUGACAACUAAAUCUUCAAUAAACGAUGAUUCACAGAUAGGACGGAUUCUAACAUUCGAAUCAGAAUCACAGUUGUCAUGCUAUUACGAGCCCCUUGAGACCGGAAUGAUACUAAACAUUGGAAUGAGACCAACUUUUGAUACAGUUUAUCCUAUGCAAUUCCGUGUCACAUCACCCAGCGGUGAUUUUUCGGAUUGGGCAAGUGGAGAUGGCGAUGCUCACAUGGAGCAUAAUACAACAGAAAAUGGACCAUAUGAAAUUUGUGUUUACACUCGAAGACCUAUGAAAAUAAAUCUGUAUUUACAGUUCUAUAAUCCAGAGAAGAUGGAAAAUUCACUAAAGACAUUCUUCGCCCACCAUCAAAUUUCGAAGGACAUUCAAAAUUCAAUUAUGGCAUCGACACAUCGAAUCUACAAGAUCUAUUAUCAUCUGAAAUUCUAUAAUCAGAUGGUUGUUCGAGACGAAGCUUUACAAUUACAAAACUCGGAGUUUAUUCAAAACUACAACAUUGUCUUUUGCAUUGUCGCAAUAAUCAUUACAAUUUCACAAGUUUAUUACGUGCGGAAGCUUUUCAGAAUUGACCCAAACAGAAUUCAAUUCUAAAAAAUAAAUCUAGAUGUUGAUUGAACUGUUUUGAAAUGAAACUGUGGAGACCUCCUCAGUAAACAAUUAUU